AGAUCGGUGUGCUGUGCUGUGCAUAGUUGUGUGUGAAGUUUGCAUGGUCUGCACGGUGUGUGUGCGGGGGCCCGCAGGGUGAGGGAGUGCACGGCUCGGCUCGGCUCGGCUCGGCGUGUCCCUGUGCCGGGCUGAGCUUGCACGCCGGCUCUGUGCUUUGCACGGUUCCUCCAGCAGGUUUCCGCUUCCUCUGUGUGUGAGGAGCCGGAACCCGUCGCCUGGCCCCGGGACUGGAGCCGCCGCCAUGGCCGACAAGCUGCACCGCUCGGCGCCGGGCGCCGCUGCCAGACCCGUGCACAUGAACCUGUUCGCCACCUGGGAGAUCGACCGCUCCUCGCCCAGCUGCGUGCCCAGGUUGUUCAGCCUGACCCUGAAGAAGCUUCUGGUACUGAAGGAGUUGGACAAAGAUCUCAGCUCGGUGGUGAUCGCUGUGAAACUGCAGGGCUCCAAGAGGGUUCUGCGCUCGAACGAGAUCCCACUCCCGGCCAGCAGCAUGACGGAGACAGACCUGCAGCUAACGUUCUCCCUUCAGUAUCCCCACUUCCUGAAGCGAGAUGCCAACAAGCUACAGAUCAUGCUGCAACGGAGGAAGAGGUACAAGAACCGGACCAUCCUGGGCUAUAAGACGCUGGCCGUGGGACUCAUCAAUAUGGCUGAGGUCAUGCAGCAUCCCAGCGAAGGAGGGCAGGUACUCGGUCUCCAUAGCAACAUCAAGGAAGCCUCGGUUCUUGUUGCUGAAGUGAGGAUUUACUCCUUGUCCAGUCAACCAAUUGACCACGAGGGCCCCAAACUGAAGAUGUCAGAUCGAUCCCCGGACAUCGAUAAUUAUUCAGAGGACGAAGACGACAGCUUCUCAUCAGAACAGGAAGUCAGCGAUGACCCGAUACAUGGGCAGGAUAUAUUUUUCGAAGAUGAGGAUCUCGCGAAACGCAAGAAGCCACGGAGGAAGCUGCCAAAUUCCUCAGGCAUCUCUCGAGCUGGAAUGAGCAAUCAGCAAAAUAUUAAGCAGAAGUUCGUGGCUUUGCUCAAGAGAUUCAGAGUCUCCGACGAGGUGCUCGCUCUGGAGAACGUGUCCACUGAGCAGAUCCAGGAGGUGGAGGAGGACCUGGACUUGUUGUACGACAGCCUGGAACUGUACAACCCAAGCGAUAGUGGCCCCGAGAUGGAGGAGACGGAGAGCGUCCUCAGCACCCCCAAGCCGAAGCUGAAACCCUUUUUCGAGGGAAUGUCUCAGUCCAGCUCCCAGACGGAGUUCGGGAGCCUGAACAGUAAAGGGAGCCUGAGCAAGGAACUCGCCAGCCCGCUGGAGGCGACACCAAGUGAGAAGCUCCGAGCGUCUCGUGUCAAGCUCACGGAGGAUGUGGCGUCAGAGUCCGAAAUCCCGGAGUUGACGGACCAGGAGACGUUUGGGGAGCUCAAUCCUACUGGGUCAAAUCUCGAUAAAUCCAAGCCACUGACAAAAAGCAGCAAAUCAGAGACUCAGAUCCUUGCUUCACCCAGUAAAGCCGAAGCUUCCCACACUCCAAAGCACAGGAGGACUCCACUGAAGGAUCGGCAGGUAUCGCGGGCACAGAACGAGAGGGCGAACAGCUCCGACAGCGAGAGAUCACCAGAACUCAGCAUCCAGGUCCCUCGUAAAGUGGUUUACGAUCAGCUGAACCAAAUCCUGUCAGCAUCUGAAAGCAGCGUGCCGGAGACAGUCAUCAUGGUGAGCACCGUGGACUGGCAGGGGCAGUACGUUUCAGAGCUCCUCCUUGAACAGAAGAAAGCUAUCGUCUGCACGUGCUCCAUGAUAGAGGUUCAGACCUCCCUCUCUGCCAUCCUCACCAGGAUACAGCGCUACUGUAACUGUAACGCCCAGAUGCCACGGCCGGUAAAGGUGGCCGCCAUCGGGGGGCAGAGUUACCUCGCUGCCAUCUUGCGCUUCUUCGUGGAGCAGCUCGCCAACAAAACCUCGGACUGGCUCAACUACCUGCGGAUCCUCGUCAUCCCACUGGGGCUUCACCCUGUUGCCAAAUACAUGGCAUCCCUGGACAGCAAGUACAACACCCUCUUCCUGGACUCUGCGUGGAGUGAGCUGUUCAGCAAAUUGGAGCAACCCAGUAUAGAUCCAUUGGAUGUGGUUGGGCGGAUUAUGCAGUACAUAUCUGGUGCACAGGUGACUCACCAGCUCCCGAUUGCCGAGGCCAUGUUGACCUGCAAGCAUAAAAGCCACGAAGAUGAUUCCUAUCAGAAGUUUAUUCCAUUUAUUGGCGUUGUGAAAGUUGGGAUCAUCGAACCAUGCCCCUCCACUUCAGCAGCAGCCGAGCCAGAGGACACGAUGACACCUGUGAGCUUUGUCCCCUCCACGUCCCCUCCCCACAGUACAAGCUCUGCACAUGUCAAAGAGGCUCUGUCCACACCCCCCUCCUCCCCAUCCAUGAGUGGUGUCCUCUCCUCAACGAGCCCGGGCGGCGGGGAAGCCAUGGGUCUGCAGGUGGACUACUGGCUCUCGCAGUCAGUGGAGCGGCGGAAGGAAGGAGAGAAGCGGGACGCUAAUGCUAAGAACACAUUGAAGAGCGCCUUCCGCUCGGUUCAGGUCAGCCGGCUGCCGAAUGGCGGGGAGCUCACACCCUCUGUUACCAUGUCCAUGACUGUGGUCACCAAAGAAAAGAACAAGAAAGUGCCAACGAUAUUUUUGAGCAAGAGACCAAAGGAUAAAGAGUUGGACUCGAAGAGUCAGGUCAUCGAAGGCAUCAGUCGCCUGAUCUGCUCAGCAAAACAGCAGCAACAGAGCAUGUUGAAAGUCUCCAUCGAUGGGCUGGAUUGGAAUGACGUUAAGUUUUUCCAGCUGGCAGCUCAGUGGCCAACUCACGUGAAGCACUUCCCCAUCGGACUCUUCUCCUACAGCAAGCCCGGCUGCUAGCUCAUUGCAGAGAGAACGGCUGCACGAGUGCUCGGGACGUCUGCUCUGCAAACUCUCAGCUGCCAGGAGAACACUUCCGACUGGAAAUUCAAACCAAUGCUAAGCCGCCUGGUUUCUGAAAUGAAUGUCGUAGCUGGCGAGCUGUGUAGAGAGCAGCUUUUAUUCUCGUAGUGUGUCUGUGUCAGUCCCAGUCUGUCUGUGGUCACCCCCUCCGUGUCUGUGGUCACCCCCUCCGUGUCUGUGGCCACCCCAUCUGUUUUGCCCAUCUUCCCACUCCCUAAACUGUGGACGCCAUCCAAAUGUAUCUGUGAAGCAGGAAUCACUCCCUUUCCUUUCUCUCUCUUUUGUUGACAGAAUGCUACAAAAGGCAUCUUAGCUCCAGAUGCAACAGAUCAAGGGUCCACCCCUCCUCACCCACCCUUCCCCUCUCCACCACCAGACCCAGUUUCUUCAGUGCUGAGGAGGAUCAUUCACUCUCAGAAGUGGAACACUUUAGAGGGACCUUUACUCUGUAUCUACCCCAUUGCUUGCCCUGCCUAGGGUGUGUGUGGCAGGACGGUACAGAGGGAGCUUUACUGUGUCCAACCUGGGCUGUCCCUACCUCAGCACUGCAUGUCAGGGCUGUGUGGAGGGAGCUUUGUUCUGUGUCUAAGAUGUGCUAACCCUGUCUGGGGAUUGUGUGACGGGACAGUGUAGAGGGAGCUUUAUUCUGUACCUAACUCAGUAAGGGGGUGAAAGGUUUUUGUGGGUAAAUGGGAAUGUGGAGUUGAGUGUCAGUCAGAUCAGCUGCGAUCUUUUUAAAUGGAGGAGCAGGUUUGAGGUGCUGUUUGACAUACCCUACUCCUAAUUUGUAUCUUCCUGAAAGUGUUUAAUGGGACUGAGUAAAGAGGGGGGGUUACUGUGUAUCUAAUCUGUUGUGUCCCUGCCAUGGGACUAUGUUACAGUACAGUGUGGAGGGAGCUUUACUUGUGGUUUAACCCACACUGUGGCUGCCCUGGGAGUGUGUAAUGGGAUAGUAGAGGGAGCUUUAUUCUGGAGCUGACCCAUGCUGAAACUGUCCAGGAGUGUUCAAUAAUAUAAUGUAAAAUAAGCUGUGUGUGUGUGUGUGUGUGUUCAGAGAAUAACGGCAGCAGUACAGGGGAUAAAGAACAAAUACUGAGGAGAAGGGAGAGCAGAUCCUGUCCUGUCAGAUGAAGCCCUUCUCCUCUGCUUCCUGUUGUGCCCAAAGUCUUGUGUUCCUGGUAAUGUUCUGCUUCAUGUUGUAAAUAGUGAAUUUUGUCCUCGUUGUUUUGAACGUUUGUGUACUGUGGGUGGCAUAAGCCACAUGUCAGAUCCUGACAGAUGUAGAAAAGGGGAAGUGCCAGGCACUGCCAUUAGAUCAAGGAGGAGCUGCCCAAAACACAGCAGGUAACUAGUCUGCAAUGAGGGAAGGCCUGGGUCCAUCCUUGGCCUGGGCAAAAUAGCCAGUUGCAGCUGUGGGUAAGGUAAACCAACCAGGGUUCCUGCCUCUGUUGACUGCCCAGUGAUCAGAAAUCACUGCGCCCCCUUUGAUCCUAGUGGACUGUGUAUGAAUAUCUGCAUUUUGGAAUUAAUUUUUUUAAAAACUUAUGUAUAAAAGUUGGUUCAAAGAGUGGAGAGCAGUUGAAUGCACGAGCACAUUAACAAAUGGUGGUGCGCUUUACUUUUACUUGGAGGAGUUCAGCAGGGCAGUAUCUACUGUCGCCAUCCAUUAUGUAUGACCGUGAGAGCGGGAGAGUGGAUUCUGGUUCAGCCACGAGGCUUCCUACAGUUGAACAACCAGACUUGAUUGUCUCCAUGAUGUUGAAAUGACCCCUUGAUUGCAAACCUCUGCAAUCCGUACCCCUGAUGAGAAUUGGCACCUCUGAGAGAUGGUGAGGAAGGAUGCAGAGGUGCGGAAGGAUCUUAGGGGUGGAGGUGGGGGGUCCUCUGUUUAGUCUUCCUUCCCACAUUGCAACCAGAAUUACAUGGGAAUCCUCUAGGCUCAGGCCAUCCUGAGGACCAGUAAACUCUCACAUCAGUCAGGCAUCAAAGGAAGAAGAUGGUCAUGGCUUCAAAGCACAUUCCAGUGCAGAACACCUUUCAACCCAUCGUGUCUGUGCCAGCUGUUUUAAAGAGCUCUUCAAUAAGCCUCAGUCCCUGCAGUCUUGAUGCUUUUUCCUCAAGUAUUUAUUGACUUCCAUUUUGUAAAUUUCUAUUAAACGUGCUUCCAUUCUCCCUUUGAUUCCUUGGGGACAGUGUACAAUUGUCUCUGUGUAAUUUUUUUGUGCUUCCUCUGUCCUUGCCUCCGUUGAGCUAUUAACAGCAGGCCUGUUAUGUGUUCGGAGAGAGUGUGUGUGAUGUGUUCCUUCGGUGAGGGUCUCCGUUCUGUGUCUUUUGCUUCAAUAUAUUAAAGUAUUACAAUUUUUUUCUAUCCAAAUAAAAUCCUGCUAAUAUGAAA
Pristis pectinata (smalltooth sawfish) is the source of this 5363-nucleotide messenger RNA. RefSeq names its product phosphofurin acidic cluster sorting protein 1-like. The transcript is spliced from 24 exons. Gene Ontology annotation, biological process: protein localization to plasma membrane. The record is from RefSeq and is a predicted model, not a curated record. The coding region runs from base 245 to 2905 and encodes 886 amino acids. NCBI's taxonomy places the organism in Eukaryota, Metazoa, Chordata, Chondrichthyes, Rhinopristiformes, Pristidae. Gene Ontology annotation, molecular function: transmembrane transporter binding.